Messenger RNA from Meloidogyne enterolobii, 721 nucleotides. NCBI's taxonomy places the organism in Eukaryota, Metazoa, Nematoda, Chromadorea, Rhabditida, Meloidogynidae. The record is from the annotation of a GenBank genome assembly.
AAUGUCUUCAAAUUCUUCUACUGCUUCCCGAAAAAGGAAGAAAUCACCAAUAACUCAAGUCCGUCCAAUUACUAAUCAGUUGCAUCAAAAUAUUCCGCAGCAACAACAACAACAACAAAUACAAAGUCCCAAUUUUCGGGGCUAUACAAUACCAAAAGUAACUAAUGCUAAUGUUCCUCAACAACAACAACAACAAUUAAGUCCACAAGAAACGGAGGCAUUACAAGCAAAACAGGCGUUAGCAGAUGAGAUAGCCGAAAAACGACGAUUGCGUGAAACUACCAGACCAGCAAAUCUACAUCUAUUAACACUAAUUGAUCCAAUUACAAAUUUGACGAGUACUGACGUAUUAAUGCUAGCAUGGAAAAAGAAUGAUAUAUUUGAAGAGUUAAAAGGCGUAGUGGUAUUUGUGAAGCGUGCGUUAACAACAAAAAAUAAAUACGACAGGGGAGAUCUUGUAGUGGAGGUCGGACAGACUCACGAGAAAGAGCGCAUUUCAAUUUUCGGCUGGAACGAGCAGGCAUCGAAAUUGGAGACAGCAAAUAUUAAUGAUAUAGUGGUGUUAAAAAACUUGAUCGUUGUACCUGAGGACAAUGAAAGAGUAAACUGGGCAGGAUCGAUAGAUUUCAAAUUAAAAUUUGCAAAAAACUCAACUUUAACAAUUGUAGAACAAGGGCAAAUUGCGGCGUCUCAGCAGACUACAAAUAUGAUAGGUAGUUAA